Molecule: messenger RNA, 5053 nt
Organism: Gasterosteus aculeatus aculeatus (three-spined stickleback)
Lineage: Eukaryota; Metazoa; Chordata; Actinopteri; Perciformes; Gasterosteidae
Gene: bsk146
Product: brain specific kinase 146
Biological process (GO): protein phosphorylation
Molecular function (GO): protein serine/threonine kinase activity; ATP binding
Source: RefSeq, a predicted model, not a curated record
UCUCAUCCCUCUCCUCCCAUUACAGGGACCGAGCCAUGCGGGGAUAAUAGCACGCAGAGCCGGAAGAGUCUGCAGGAUGCUCCGCGCCACAUCCACUGUCACACGGCUGCCCGCAGGCCUCCCCCGGCUCUAGUACGCGCUCACCCCGCCUGGCCCAGGUGUAGCAUCCCGUAGACAGACCUCUCGGCCUGGUGAGUAGCACGACGCCGGAUCGACACCCGAUCCUCCCUCACCGGUAUCCCGGUUUCCCCGCACGUCACUCUGGUCCACAGCAGGCAGCGCAUCGCGCCGCGGGCUCUUCGGUGCGUGGUGGAUUGGGCCCGGACACAAUGCUGUGGUGCUUGAUGGCGGUUCUCCUCCCAUCGACCUCCAUUACACAAGCUGUUAGCUGCUGCUGUUCUUGUCCCACCUGAGCAUCCGUCCCCAAGCUUCUUCUCCCGGUUCGUCCCCUAAAACUGUCCCUGACAUGAGUUCCCCCCCACUGGGGUCUCGAGGCAGCAUGGACAUCCUGGACGAGCUGCAGCUGAUCGCAGCCCAGAACCUGGAGAAGCUGGAGGUCAACAAGUACUACGAGGUGAUCAGAGAGCUGGGCAAAGGCACCUACGGGAAGGUGGAUCUGGUCAUCCACAAGAUCCGAGGUACAAAAAUGGCCCUGAAGUUCCUAAAGAAGAAGUCAACCAAGCUGAAGUCGUUCCUGCGAGAGUACAGCGUCUCCCUGUACCUGUCCCCCUGCCCGUUCAUCAUCAACAUGUUCGGCAUCGCCUUCGAGACGGACGACUACUAUGUGUUUGCACAGGAGUACGCGCUGGCAGGGGACCUCUUCGACAUUAUUCCUCCACAGGUUGGUCUUCCUGAGACUGUGGCAAAACGCUGCGUGCACCAAGUAGCCAUCGCGCUGGACUACCUGCACUGUAAGAAGCUGGUCCACCGGGACAUUAAGCCUGAAAACAUCCUCAUUUUUGACCGAGAGUGCCGCAAGGUCAAGCUGUCAGAUUUCGGCAUGACGCGCCGAGCUGGCUCACCUGUGAAAAGAGUGAGUGGCACCAUCCCCUACACGGCCCCGGAGCUCUGCGAUGUGUCCCGCCACGAGGGGUUCUGCGUGGACUACAGCACGGACGUCUGGGCCUUCGGCGUGCUGCUCUUCUGCAUGCUGACCGGCAACUUCCCCUGGGAGAAGGCCCUGCCCUCCGACUCCUUCUACCAGGAGUUCAUCCGCUGGCAGAGAAGGAGGACCAACGCGGUGCCGUCCCAGUGGAGGCGCUUCACGGAGCAGGCCCUCCGCAUGUUCCGCCGCCUGCUCUCCAUGGAACAAGACCGCCGCUGCUCUGUCAAGGAAGUCUUCGGUUACUUCAGCCACUCCUGGAUGCUGGACACAGAGAAGAACAACAACAACAGCAGCAGCUGCAGCGGUGGAGGUGGUGGAGAGCGGGUUGGCGGUGGAGGAGGUGUGCAGGGAGAGGUGGACAGCACAAUCUCGUCUUCCUCAUCUGGGGAGGAAGACGAGGACCUUCUUCUGGAGAGGAUGAAGCAGCAGACUUUAUCUCCUCUAUCCCCGCUGUCACCGCCCUCUCCCAUGUCUUCGGUAGCCAUUGACAGGGGCAGCGGGGUCGGAGGCGGGGCUAAGGGCGGAACGAUGGAAGCAAGCAGCGGCCACCAUUUUGUGUCGGUCUCCACCAACAGCUCCGUGUCGUCCACUAGCAGUUAUGAUCGAAUGGCGCGAGAGAACAGCUCCCCCGGUGGCCACAUGCUGGUGGCCACGCCCAUUGAAAUCUGCGUCUGAGGUGGUCACGAUGUUAACUUCCAUCCAACCACGUAGAGAACAAACGUCCUGCUCUCAGCGUCUUUGGGGAGGAAAAGCACACAUGGUCACAUAACAGGAAGUAGUUCUUGAAUGCAAACAUUACAGUAGGAAAGUGAGAAGUCCCUUUUACAUUUUGAUUUGAGUGACGUGCAAAUACAGCUUCAUGAAGUCCAGCGGGAAAUUUAAAAAUGCUUCUAUUGGAGAUACUGUCACUGAAACUAUUAGACCAACAUUCAUCUCUUAAAGCAAUAGUUCCAGCGGUGUGUGAUCUCUUCAGGACACGACUGUGUGUGAUUUCAUGUCUAAGUGAAGACGAAGGGCAAAGAAUUUGAUUUGUAUUUGUGAAGAAGACUGACACAGAGCUCCAGAAGAUACCAUGUAAGGCACCAACAAGGGAGCAUUAGUUUUAAGUGUUUUAUGUGUAACAAAAAUAUGAAAGUGUGAGUGUGUUUUUUUACUGUGUAGUAAUGUAUUACUGUCUUUGAAUCCAAAAGAGGUGGAUUUGUUUUGCGUUGAGAGUUGUAUUUAUUCAUUUGAAUCAAAAAAGACUACACAUUAUUUUUUCUAUUGUUUUUGUACAGCAGCUUGUGUUUUGGUGUUCUGGCGCAGAAAUGUUAAAGCCACGGCUGUACAUGUUGGUCCAAUGACACCGCGUGACGGUCGUCAGUGAAUCGGUCGAAAAUCUGUGGCAACUCCGUGGCAUGCGUCACACCAGCGAGCUGAACUACUCAGUGGCACCAUUCUGCUCACUGACGACUCAGUGGCACCUCAUUGACGACUCAGUGGCACCAUUCUGCUCACUGACGACUCAGUGGCACCAUUCUGCUCACUGACGACUCAGUGGCACCAUUCUGCUCACUGACUACUCAGUGGCACCAUUCUGCUCACUGACGACUCAGUGGCACCAUUCUGCUCACUGACGACUCAGUGGCACCAUUCUGCUCAUUGACGACUCAGUGGCACCAUUCUGCUCACUGACGACUCAGUGGCACCAUUCUGCUCACUGACGACUCAGUGGCACCUCAUUGACUACUAUGUGGCACCUUAUUGAUGACUCAGUGGCACCUUAUUGACGACUCAGUGGCACCAUUCUGCUCACUGACUACUCAGUGGCACCAUUCUGCUCACUGACUACUCAGUGGCACCUCAUUGACUACUAUGUGGCACCUUAUUGAUGACUCAGUGGCACCAUUCUGCUCACUGACGACUCAGUGGCACCAUUCUGCUUAUUGACGACUCAGUGGCACCUCAUUGACUACUCAGUGGCACCUUAUUGACGACUCAGUGGCACCAUUCUGCUCACUGACGACUCAGUGGCACCAUUCUGCUUAUUGACGACUCAGUGGCACCUCAUUGACUACUCAGUGGCACCUUAUUGACUACUCAGUGGCACCUUAUUGACGACUCAGUGGCACCAUUCUGCUCACUGACGACUCAGUGGCACCUCAUUGACUACUCAGUGGCACCUUAUUGACGACUCAGUGGCACCAUUCUGCUCACUGACGACUCAGUGGUACCAUUCUGCUCACUGACUACUCAGUGGCACCUCAUUGACUACUCAGUGGCACAUCACUGACUACUGAGUGGCUCAAUUACUAUAAAAGUAAUUAUAUGCACGUAUUAUAUGGAAGUGUAUUAUGAUCCCUUGAUUGAAAAAAACAGCAAAAUCAAACUUAAAUUAAUGAGAAACCAAACAGUACACCAUGGAAACUCUAAGAGAACGGGUGGCUCAGGUCCAUAAACUAUAAAACUAAUUUAUGGCAGCUGACUCGUCGUACAAACAAAUGUGGCUCCGUCCACUGAGUUCACUGUUGUGACCCAACACGGAGUUGCUGAGUUGACUUGGGCCAGUGAGGCAACGAGGAUUUAAUAGUUGAUCAUCAUAUAAAAGGUUUGACCAAAGGUUCUCAGACAGAAUAUUAGAACACCACAGUGCGUGAACCAAUAUGUCCAUUAGGGACAGAUUGGACUUAGUAUGUUUCCUCAUCUUAUACACAUCUACUUCACUGGUGAAAGGCUAUUUUCUGCUCUCCAAAGUCAGUUUGUACACCUUGUUUUUUUCAAAACAUCUAGCAAUAUGUAUCGUCUGAAAAGAAACAAAUCGGUUAAAGAGUCACCUUUUAUAAAUUGCAUGAGUUGAUCAAACGAUCUUUACAGAUCAUUUUAACCGACGUUACAAAAAACAGGAAAAAAAUGCUGAAAAGAAAAGGCAAAUGUUUAGAGGUGGAAUUUUAGCUAUUUUCGAUAAUCCUGGAUUAGCGAGUGAGUAUGCAAAUAAGUUUUGUGACAAUUUCUUGAAUUAUGUCCUUGAGUGAGUAUUGCAAUCAUAUGAUCUCUUGAUCCCAGGGUCAAGGAUUUAGAAACAUAAUUGGCUUUUAAUAGUGUUUUUGUAUUGCUAACUGCUGUGUACUCAUCUCAACGCCUCCCGCAAUAGAAGAGAAGCAAAGCAUGAGGACACAUGCAAUUUGAAUUGAAACCACAGGUAGGGAAUUAUUUUAUGCAAUUUCAUUUUUUUUUAAUUGCCACCUUUAGUAAAGGAGUGUGUUUUUAUGUCAAUUUCAAGUAAACAGAAAAAACAUAACUCAUUCCUUCUUUUGACUUAGUAUUAUGGAAAUAGUUGAAGGAAAAAAAGCGCCGUUGUGUGUGCUACUUUCCACACGUGGACUCGCAUGAACUUGUGUGUGUUAAACCCGCUCAGUGUUUCUCCCUUCACAAGCUCCCCAGACCCCCAUGAGAAAUAACUGCAAAUAACAUCAGUUCCUUCAUCUCGUGAGAGUCGGACCUGCCGAACCGAGGAUCAAAACCCGUUCAACCACCACAGAAUCCCUCUGGAUCACGUUCAUCAAAGCUGCUCCCGGAUCAGCGAGCAAGUAUGCAAAUAAGUACAUGUUGUGAUAAUCUCUGACCUGGUUGACGGCCUCCUGAUCCACCGGCGCCGUGCUGCAGCGCUUCACACAUGUGAAGGCUCCAGACUACAGGCCGGGACGUGACCUCAUCAGGACAGUCCACCUCUUUUUAUUUUAUAGUCAUAAUCCAUACGAAUAUUGUGGUGUUGGGAGGAAACACCCGGACGGUCCUCAUCUCAUACCAUUACCCAACGUGUUGUGACGGAGUUCCAGUGACCUAAUAAAUGUCAUUAGUGAUUAGAUGACCACAGCACUAGAACUCGUAUUCAAGUCGGUCUUUACAAUACAAAUGUCUUCCUGUAAACUGAGAUUUAGUGAAUAAUAUGAGAAUUUAUGGUUGAAGUAA